AUGUUGUUUUUCGCAACUGUUUGCCGUGGAACCUGGAUUUCACAGUUGCCUAUGUUCUGCCAUUCUGGGACCAAAGUCGAGUUGCUCGAGCUGAAGAGAGGCUCGGGCUUCUCCAAUCCAAUGAAGCGAUGGGCGGCCUUCCUCCUCGCUGCGCAGCUCGGUGCCGCUGUGGUCUUGGAGGCGCCGUCUCGACGUGCAGCCAAGAAGACCUUGCCAAAGGGGCUGCUGAGGGAUGAUCUGCAGGGCCCACUCUUUGUCCACAUUCCCAAGACCGCGGGCACGUCCAUCUGGAAGGCGCUUGGGCCCAACUAUACCGACUCCGGGAGAUAUCCCGAGGUCUCGUUCUUCUGCAUGAAGCACAACCCACCGAAGGAGCAUGUCCCUGAUAGCUGGGCGGUGGUCCGGGACGUGUGCGAUCGACUGGUCUCGGAGUUCGCAUGGGCGCGGCUACAGGGAUGGUACCAACGGUACCGCAAGGAAGGCUUGGACAAUCAUGCUGAGCCCAACUGCACCACCUUCAACAAGUGGGUGACUUUGGUGAUGCAAAAGUACCAAGAGGAUUCAGAUGUGGAGGACUGCCACUUGAUCCCACAGUGGUGCUAUGCCUCCAAGGUGGACAAGAUCCUCCCUUUAACCGAGCACCUGGAAAGGGACAUCCGCCAGAUGGACCCACGCUUGAAGUAUGUGGACCUGCACCACAAGAAUCAACACUCUCAUGUGGUCAAGAAAAUGAAUGUCUCCUGUGGCUGCUUGACGCCUGCGAACCUGAAGGCUGUCCAGAGUCACUUCUUGGAAGACUUUGUUCAUCUCAGGAGCAUCUUGGGUCCAUCCAAGUACGAGCCGAAAGCUCUGAGCAAUGCAAGCAUCAAAGAAUCGAAGUCCGACUUCAUGGUUGAUACCUCAGGUGGGCAGGCCAUGCAGGAUGCGGCCUCCGUGGGGAAGCAGGCGAUGCUGUCGGUGGCGGGAUUUGAGAAGUCCAAGCUGGUGGGGUUGUGUGAAGACGCACGGAAGUCUGAGGGUCCAGAGGCAGUUUGCCAGAUUGCCAACGAGCUCUUCCCCAAAGGUUUCUCCUGCGCGGGGACCGACAAGGCCAUCCAGAAGCUGAAGGAGUUGGCCGAUGAGGGUGGUGCACUCCAAGCAAAGGUGCUGAAGACCUCGGGCGGAUUCCACACCUCGUUGAUGGCUCCCGCCAAGGCCAAGUUGGGCCAGGCCCUUGACGAAAUGCUGCCCAGAAUGCAGCCGCUGAAGCACAGCGUCUACAUGAACGCCACAGCGGAAGCCUUGAAGCCUGGCACUGACCCCAAGGUCGUCGUAGACCUGCUCAAGAAGCAGCUCACCAGUCCGGUGCUGUGGGAGCCUUCCAUGCAGAAGAUGAUCACGUCUGGCAUCACUGACUUCUAUGAGUGCGGGCCGAACAAGCAGAUCAAGGCAAUGAUGAAGCGCAUCAACCCCAAGGCCUGGGGCUCCACCACCAACGUUGAGGUCUGA
This is a messenger RNA of Durusdinium trenchii, 1488 nucleotides long. Lineage: Eukaryota; Dinophyceae; Suessiales; Symbiodiniaceae. The record is from the annotation of a GenBank genome assembly.